AAAUAAGGGGCUGCAAUAAAUUACGUCACAUUAAAAAGUGCGCCAAAACGGCAUUUGUUGUUUGAAUUUCUCAUUAAAACCUACGAAAUGUGAGGCUUUGUCGAAUGCAGACUCAAUCUGUCCUCGAAGUAUAGCUUAUAAACAAGUGCUUCACAGACUAGCGACGCCUUUAGCACUUUCCGGAGCCAACAAACAUUUGCACAUUUGCAUGCUAUGUGUGAUUAUUAGCCCAUAUCUUUCACCAUCUCCUAAUAAUGUAGUCAUGUACCAGGAAGAAAAAGUUUUGAAAGCUGUGUGGGGUGGUACUUUUGCCCCCGUGGUACAAAUGUGUAGCUUUAGAAAACGUAGGCUAAUGCCCCAAUGACCGCUUUUGUAAGUGAGAAUAUAAAUAUAUAUUAUUCAGGGACAAGAAGUCUACUCAUCUUAAGUUAUAUGUAAGUCCUUGUACUCUUGCUUCAGAGCUAAAGAGUAUUUCCCUAACCAUCUAUUGAGUGUGGUCAGCAUUUUUUUUCUUUCAGAGUUGAUAUAUAGUUCCCUGAAUAGUUUCACAGAGGAAGAGAACCUCUUUAGUUCUCAGACCAGUUUGUCUUUGCUUCAACAGGCUGCUUUAAUAUUCGUAGUUGGAGGACUACAGCAUCAUGGUGUGUCCAGCUCUGCUGCUUCAAUCCUUCAUCUGGAUCUCUCUGAUGGCCGAAGGUGUGCGGUGUGACGUGACUCACAUCGUCAGCAGGAUGUGUGUGGUUCGGCAGUCGACGGCGCUCAUACCCUGCAAACACACUUCUGGACGCGAGAAGGGGAGCGCAGCCGCAUGGCUCUUCGAGAAGCCGCCGGGGCAGAGGCGCAGGGUUUCCGAGGACCCUGCGUUUGAGGGCCGCGUGGAGUUCGUGCCGCCUGACGCUGGGAACUGCUCGAUGCUGCUGAGGGACGUGAGAGAAAGUGACUCCGGCAUCUUCCGGUUUGUGCUGAGCGCCGCUUCCGGACAAAACUGGACAAACGAUCAGGGAAUCAAGCUGGAGGUAACAGGCGUGGAGUUGGAGGUAAAGACAGAGUCUGAUGUUGUGAUGGUGGGAGACUUGGUCCUGUUUGUCUGUGGUUCAUGCAUCCCCUCCAUGAACCUACCAACCUACAUUUGGAGGAAAGACAGCCAUGUGCACAGUCAACAUCAUGGAGAAAACAUGCUUGUUUUGGAGUCUGUCGAGCCGGAGGACGGAGGACGAUAUUCCUGCACUAUAAGCAGCCAUACUGUCAACUACACAUCUGCUGAAAUCACUCUCAGACCUAAAUAUCCUCCUCGGAGCGUCCGGGUGUCCGUCAGUCCUUCUGCUGAAGUAGUGGAGGGAGAUUCAGUGACUCUGAUCUGCAGCAGUGACUCAAACCCUCCUGCUCUGAACUUCAGCUGGUUUAAGGAGAAUCAAAGCUCAGCUGUUGGAUCUGAACAGAGUUUGAUCAUCUCCAGCUUUAACUCCAGUCACAGUGGACUCUACUAUUGUGAGGCUCAGAAUCAACUUGGCUUUCGGAGAUCAGCGUCUGUGUCUUUAACAUCUGCAGGUGUUCAGAAAACCGCUCUGUACGCAGCUGCUGGAGUCGGGGCUGGGAUCGUCUGCAUCUGCAUCAUUACUGUAGUAAUAAAAAUCAUCAGGAAGCGAGUGACUCCGUCAGGAUCAGGACGCAGUAAGCCGCUGGAGUCUCCUGAAGACGCCUACAUGAGCCUUGAGCCCAAGUCCAGAUGUUCUGAAUACGACACGCUGGAUAACAUGAAGAGAUCCUGUGAAAACACAGAGCAGCCUGAAGAUCAGGAAGCUACAUAUGAAGACAUAUGAUUAACUAAUUAUUGUCACAGGCGGUGGAUGUCAUUCCCUGGACAGCCACCAGUGGGCCUUUUUGUAGUUUUGUUUGUAUGUCCUGGACUACGUCUCCCAUACCUCCGUGCACCCGAUUAUCUGGUUGCUUGUCACCACCUGUUUGUCAUGUAUUUAUUUAGCAUGGAGCAUGUUCUCUGUUUAGUUUGUAUUAUGUUGCUGUAGUGUUGUUUGUGUAACCCUGCGUCCUGCUCUUCUGGCUCUGACUUUGCUCUGUGGAUUUAUCAUUAUUGUAUUUUUAGAUUUAUUUUUUCACACUGCUAAUCAUGUGACCCUGGACCACAAAACUAUUCAUAAGGGUCAUAUUUUUGAGAUUUAUACAUCAUAAUUUACAUUAAUGUAUUGUUUGUGUAAAACAAAAUUUGGCAGAGACUUGAAAAUGUGUUCAAAAAUACCUAAUAACUGAGAGAACUGUUUCAUUUUUGUCCAAAUGAAAUUCUAAGCAAUUCAUAUC
Molecule: messenger RNA, 2313 nt
Organism: Puntigrus tetrazona (Sumatra barb)
Lineage: Eukaryota; Metazoa; Chordata; Actinopteri; Cypriniformes; Cyprinidae
Product: sialoadhesin
Exons: 9
Coding region: 639-1820 (393 amino acids)
Source: RefSeq, a predicted model, not a curated record